GCCUCCUCUCAGCACAGUCUGAGAACACAGGGAUUGAUCACGUGGUCACAAAGAUGGCGGCGCCCAUAGCUGAACACGGGGGCAAGAGAAUCCUACAUCAUGGUAUCCGCUGUUCCUUUUCCCGAGUGCAAUCUUGCAGACGCUGCUUCUCUACUGUACCCAGCAAUGAGGAAGCUCCACGCUACAAUGUUGUGGUGGUUGGAGGAGGGCAUGCUGGUACGGAGGCUGCAGCCGCAGCAGCGCGGACCGGUGCCAAAACAUUACUAGUCACACACAAGAUUGAAACAAUAGGUCAGAUGUCCUGUAAUCCAUCUUUUGGGGGCAUUGGGAAGGGACACCUCAUAAGGGAGGUGGAUGCUCUGGAUGGUGUUUGUGGAAGAAUUUGUGACCUUUCUGGAAUUCACUACAAGGUCUUAAACAGGUGUAAGGGACCUGCAGUAUGGGGGCUGCGGGCUCAGAUUGAUAGGACGAUGUACAGUCAAAAAAUGCAGGAAGAAAUUCUGAAUACGCCAGGUUUAACUGUGAGAGAGGGAUCAGUGGAAGAUCUUUUAUUGAAACCUCCAGAUCCGAAUUUACCAGGCAAAUGCCAGGUUAAUGGAGUCCUACUUGAUGAUGACAGUCAGGUAUUGGCGAGCAGCGUGGUGCUCACAAAUGGCACAUUCCUUCGUGGGACAGUUAAAAUAGGCACGGAGACACUGCCUGCGGGGCGUUGGGGGGAGAAGCCCUCAGUUGGCCUGGCACAGACAUUGGAACGUUUGGGGUUCACAGUUGGCAGGCUGAAGACUGGAACCCCACCUCGCAUUGCUAAAGACUCUGUGGAUUUUAGUGUUUUAGAAAGGCAUGAUGCUGAUAACCCACCAGUACCAUUCAGCUUUAUGAAUGAGAAUGUCUGGAUCAAGCCUGACCAGCAGCUUCCAUGUCAUAUGACUCGCACAACAGCUGGCGUGGAGCAGAUAAUCCGGGAAAACCUUCAUCUGAGCAACCAUGUCAAGGAGACCACUGCUGGACCCAGGUAUUGCCCCUCCAUCGAAUCCAAGAUUUUACGGUUCCCAGGCAGGUUUCACCAGGUCUGGCUGGAGCCAGAGGGGCUUGAUUCGGAUGUGAUUUACCCUCAGGGGCUGUCGGUGACCAUACCGGCUGAAGCUCAAGAGAGACUCUUGCGGGAGAUCCCAGGGCUACAAAACGUACAGAUGCUGAGGCCAGGUUAUGGGGUACAGUACGAUUUUCUAGACCCUCGUCAGCUCCGAACGUCGUUGGAAACUUUCAUGGUCCAAGGUCUGUUCUUGGCUGGACAGAUCAAUGGCACAACUGGAUAUGAGGAGGCAGCUGCUCAGGGAGUGAUUGCUGGAAUUAAUGCUGCGUUAAAGGUAAAAGGUCGCCCUCCUUUCUCUGUAAGCCGCACGGAAGGUUAUAUUGGCGUUCUGAUUGAUGAUCUCACUACUCAAGGCACCCGAGAACCAUAUCGUAUGUUCACAAGCCGUGCAGAGUUCCGGAUGUCUCUCCGGCCUGACAAUGCCGACGCCAGGCUUACCUUAAGAGCUUAUGAAGAAGCAGGGUGCAUAUCUCAGGACCGUUAUAAUCGUGCUUGGACCACCCAAAAGAUUCUGAGUGAGGGUCUUUCUACACUCUGCUCUCUGCAGCUUUCUUCCUAUAAAUGGCAUCAUCUCAUUCCCGGAUCCCCCAUCAGCUAUUCAAAAGGAUCCAUUCUCAGUGCGGCAGAUGUGUUACGAUAUCAGGCGUUGAACUUGGAAAUGAUAUGCAAGGUUUUCCCUGAAGCCUUAAAGAAAUUUGCUGAAAGGCGAGAGAUUGCUCAGCGCUUAAAGAUUGAAGCCAUGUACGAGUUGCAUGUAAAACAGCAGCAGAAAGAGAUUGCCGAAGUUCAGAAAGACGAGGCUUUGGUAUUGCCGGACGAUAUUGACUACUUGAACCUUAACUCUAUGCUGUCACUUGAAGUUCGAGAGAAGCUGUCACAAAGCCGACCGCAAACGAUAGGUGCAGCUGCACGUAUACCUGGCGUGACACCAGCAGCAAUUGUGAAUCUUCUACGAUAUGUGAAAAAUGCAGUCCGUGUUCCCAACACGAUGAGAGGGGCAGAGGAAUUUACAACAUGCAACCAAAAAUGAACCUUUAUUUAGAAAGCAAAGCAACCCACGGACAAUGCUCCCCAAUAACUGUCUGUUACAAGCACAUGGCGUGACGCUGGGCUAAUUAGUGCAAUACCUUGCAAUGUCUUGUUUUCUCUAUCAUUUUAAAACUGGGAACUAUUGGACUGCAAUCAAGAAAGUAUCGAUAAGCCAUAGCACAGACCACAUAUGUAGCACUUAAGUUAAUAAAACAGGUAGACAUGCCGUGUUUUCCCUGUUCUAGAGGACUUUAAUAAAAAGUACUU
This is a messenger RNA of Pelobates fuscus (common spadefoot toad), 2389 nucleotides long. It is a transcript of the gene MTO1, whose product is annotated as mitochondrial tRNA translation optimization 1. The record is from RefSeq and is a predicted model, not a curated record. The transcript is spliced from 13 exons. NCBI's taxonomy places the organism in Eukaryota, Metazoa, Chordata, Amphibia, Anura, Pelobatidae. Gene Ontology annotation, cellular component: mitochondrion; cytosol. The coding region runs from base 54 to 2123 and encodes 689 amino acids. Gene Ontology annotation, molecular function: flavin adenine dinucleotide binding. Gene Ontology annotation, biological process: mitochondrial tRNA wobble uridine modification; tRNA methylation.